AUGACCACCCCCCCCAGCUCGUUCCAGCAGGAGCCCCUGACCCCCCCCAGACCCCCCCACUCCUCCCUGAAGCCCAACCAGGUGGGUCAAGUGGUUCUGUAUGGUGUACCCAUCGUCUCCUUGGUGAUUGACCAUCAGGAGCGGUUGUGUCUGGCCCAGAUCUCCAACACUUUGCUGAAGAACUACAGCUAUAACGAGAUCCACAACCGCCGCGUGGCGCUGGGUAUCACCUGUGUUCAGUGCACCCCUGUCCAGCUGGAGAUCCUGAGGCGAGCUGGUGCCAUGCCCAUCUCCUCCCGCCGCUGUGGCAUGAUCACCAAGCGAGAGGCAGAGCGGCUGUGUAAGUCCUUCCUGGGGGAGAACAACCCCCCCAAACUGCCUGACAACUUCGCCUUUGAUGUGUCACACGAGUGUGCCUGGGGUAGUCGUGGUAACUUCAUCCCAGCUCGCUACAACAGCAGCAGAGCCAAGUGCAUCAAGUGUUCCUACUGCAGCAUGUACUUCUCUCCUAACAAGUUCAUCUUCCACUCUCACCGUACUCCUGAAGCCAAGUACACCCAGCCGGACGCUGCUAACUUCAACUCCUGGAGACGCCACCUGAAGCUGUCAGAUAAAACCCCUCCUGAUGACCUGGCGUUUGCCUGGGAGGACGUGAAGGCCAUGUUUAAUGGUGGCAGCAGGAAGCGGUGUCUACCCUCAUCUCACUGCUCCCCCAUGGGGCCGGGGAAGGUUGUGAACUCUGGUCUGCCCCACAUGAUGACCCCUGACCUGGUCCAGAAGAGGAGCCGCUUCGAGGAGGAGGAGGACCUGGAUGGAAGCAGCCUGUCUCCCCAUAAGAACCCUCGCAGCUACCCGGUGAUCCCUGUGCCCAGUAAAGGGUUCGGCAUGCUGCAGAAGUUCCCCCCCACCUCCCUGUUCCCCAACCCUUACUCCUUCCCAGCCUUCAGCCUCUGUCAGCAGAAGAAAGAUGACAGUGAGGUGGCUGGAGGACAGAAGAACACUGGUCUAUCAGGUCUGCUGUGGCCCGGUCGUAAAGACACCUUCUACCCUCCGUUCUGCAUGUUCUGGCCCCCUAGGGCCGCUGGGGGCCUCCCAGUUCCCACCUACCUGCAGCCACAGCCGUCCGUCAACACCCUAUCCUCAUUGGCCGAGAGCCCUUCCCUCAGGCAGGCCUUCCUCGACCUAUCAGAGCCCUCACAGCCAAGGGCAGGGCCAGACAUGAGGGCCACACCCAGGUCAGGCCUGUUUGACCCUGACUCCUCCCCCCUGACCUCUGACCUGCGCCCUGUGACCUCAGAGGGCUGGCUGAAGCUGCUGGAUGUCCCGUCUCUCCAGGCCAGGAAAGCCUCCUACCACUCAGCCUUCCGACCCGUCGUCAAGGAUGCAGAGAGCAUCGCCAAGCUCCAUGGAAACCUGGAGGAGUUUGGUUCGGAUCGCCACCUGUCCCCCGCCACCAGCUGCAGCUACGCCUCUGAGAGUGGAGGAGAAGGGGAGGAAGAGGGAGAGGGAGGAGAGAGUGAGGAGGAAGGAGAGGUGGAUGUGGAGACCAAGCAGGAUGAAGAGGAAGAGGAAAGCUUCAACAGACCAACCCCACCACAGACACACAGCAGCCUGCACCUCCGAGGGCUGACCGAAGGAUCAGGAACAUGGGAGAGAGCAGAGAAAGAGGCUGUCACCUUCCCCUGCAGCCCUGCAGAUCCCAGCCAGGACCAGAGCAGCAGUAGCCUGCCUGCCUCUCCUCCUGCUCCCCCUGCGAGCCUCACACUCUCUCUCCCCAGCCCCACACACACACCACUGCCACUGGAGGACCAGGCCUACAAAAAUACUCAUAAAAGCAGAGACCAUGGACUGCCUGUUUACACAACCAAAGAAAACUCCAACAUAGUUGAUGAAAACAAAGAGCCCAGCAGUUUCUUUGUAUCAGAGACAGAAUCAUCUGGCCCAGAGUACUGGAGAGAGACGACAGGGGAUCAAACACAAGAUGGAAGUUCCCCUGUUCCACUAAAGGAGGAUGUUGAGAACAUGGAGAAAGAGGAACUCCAGAAGGUUCUAUUGGAACAGAUCGAUCUACGAAGACGACUAGAACAGGAGUUCCACGCUCUGAAGGGAAACUCCCCCUUCCCUGUCUUCCAUCAUUUCCAGGACCAGAUGAAGCGAGAACUAUCGUACAGAGAGGAGAUGGUGCAGCAGCUACAGAUGAUGCCAAACAUCAUCCGGAAAGAAAAGAUCACAUCACAUCUUAACAAAAAGAGCUAAAUUGUAA
Oncorhynchus masou masou (cherry salmon) is the source of this 2263-nucleotide messenger RNA. RefSeq names its product SKI family transcriptional corepressor 2-like. NCBI's taxonomy places the organism in Eukaryota, Metazoa, Chordata, Actinopteri, Salmoniformes, Salmonidae. Gene Ontology annotation, cellular component: transcription regulator complex; nucleus. The record is from RefSeq and is a predicted model, not a curated record. Gene Ontology annotation, biological process: negative regulation of BMP signaling pathway; negative regulation of transcription by RNA polymerase II. Gene Ontology annotation, molecular function: SMAD binding; DNA-binding transcription factor activity, RNA polymerase II-specific; RNA polymerase II cis-regulatory region sequence-specific DNA binding. The transcript has 6 exons. Bases 1 to 2256 code for a protein of 751 amino acids.